Cylicocyclus nassatus is the source of this 231-nucleotide messenger RNA. The record is from the annotation of a GenBank genome assembly. Lineage: Eukaryota; Metazoa; Nematoda; Chromadorea; Rhabditida; Strongylidae.
AUGGUCAACUUCGUCAUUUUUACAAGUUUUAUGUUCGUACUUGUGAGCGUUGCGUAUGACAUCGAUUAUUACGGUAACAGUACGCGGGAAAGUAAGAAAGUAACCCCUCACGAGGUGAUGGAGAAUAUUCUCUCUCCAAGCUAUGACUCACUGAUACGCCCUCCUGUUGUUGAUGAUAUGGAGAAUAAUAUGCCUGCGCAAAUCGACGUACAAUGCUAUGUUCGCAGAUGA